Linum tenue is the source of this 1656-nucleotide messenger RNA. The record is from the annotation of a GenBank genome assembly. NCBI's taxonomy places the organism in Eukaryota, Viridiplantae, Streptophyta, Magnoliopsida, Malpighiales, Linaceae.
AUGGCCGCCUCCUCGUCUCCUCCUCAUCAUGUCCCAACAGCUCUCACUCUCCUCUUCAUUCUCGUCUCCGCUACCACCACGAACGGCAGCAUCGGAGUGAACUACGGCACGGUGGCCGACGACCUGCCUCCGCCAGGGGAAGUAGCCAGGUUCCUUCUGCAGUCCACGGUGAUUAACAGGGUCCGGAUAUUCGACCCGAACCCGGAGUUAAUCCAGGCCUUCGCUCACACGGGCAUCCAAAUCACAGUCACCGUCCCCAACGACCAGAUCCCUCGCCUCGCCAACCUCUCCUUCGCCCAGCAAUGGAUCAAAUCCUACAUCCAGCCUUACUUCCCGGCGACCAACCUCGUCCGGAUCCUCGUCGGCAACGAGGUUUUAUCGACAGGCAACAGAUUGCUCAUCGGAACCCUCGUCCCGGCGAUGCAGACGCUCCACGCCGCGCUCGCCGGAGCGUCCCUGGACCGUCGGAUUCAAAUCUCGACCCCUCACUCCCUCGGAAUCCUCUCCGCCUCGACCCCUCCGUCGGCCGGGAAAUUCCACGGCGGAUACGACGUUCACAUCCUAAAACCUCUACUCGGCUUCCUCAGAUCUACGAAUUCCCCCUUCAUGAUCAACCCUUACCCGUUCUUCGGCUGCUCGGAGGAGACUCUCGAUUACGCCCUGUUUCGGCCGAAUCUAGGGUUUCUGGAUCCGAACACGAGGAUUCGGUACACCAACAUGCUCGACGCCCAGCUCGACGCGGUCUUCUCGGCGAUGAAAUCGCUCGGGUUCGGCGACCUGGAGAUCGUAAUUGCGGAGACCGGGUGGCCGUCUAAGGGCGAACCGUCGCAGAUCGGGGCCGGGCAGGAGAACGCGGCUCAGUACAACCGGAAUCUGAUGCGGCAUGUUAAUUCAGGGGACGGGACGCCGUUGAUGCCCAAUCGGACCUUCGAGACCUACAUCUUCUCCCUGUUCAACGAGGAUCUGAAACCAGGCCCCACCUGCGAGCGAAACUUCGGCCUGUUCGGCCCGGAUCUGACUCCGGCGUACGACGUCGGCAUCCUUCGUCCCACGGUAUCCACCGCCGUCGCCGCCCGGCAGGCGACUCCUUCGCCGGCGGAGCCCGACGGAGGAGGGGAAAGGAAGGGGGCGGGAAAGUGGUGUGUGGCGAAAGAAGGGGCGGAUGUGGACUCGCUACAGAGGAAUAUUGAUUACGUUUGUGGGGCCUUGGUUGGGCUUGGGCCUGGGUGCGGGCCCAUUCAAGAAGGCGGGGAGUGCUUUUUCCCGGAUACGGUGCGGGCCCACGCGGCGUACGCCAUGAAUGCGUUUUAUCAGGCCAUGGGGAGGAACGACUACGACUGCGAUUUCCGGCGAACCGGUGCCAUCACCGCCGUCGAUCCGAGCUAUGGAAACUGCAAGUAUGGGCAUUAACGCCGGAGAUUUCACAAGCCACGGCGCCGAUCUACGGCAUGCCAUCACGUCGGAUCAUGUUCAUAUUCUCGCAUUUUAAGUUCUCUACACCGUAUAUUCACAAGAGAAGCAAAUAGAUACUUGGUGCAAGCAAUUGUGCUAGAAUGUUACUGUUAGUUAGGAUAGUUUUCCUUUUGUAUUUUCAGCUAUUAGAUUAAAUUACGACAAAAAAAAAUGCUUGAGUACCGUGAAGCAGUGUUUACAACG